GGCAUUGUGGCUUUGCCCAGUCUUUUUUAUUCAACCACGAUAUUCUACGGACUUCAGUUCUAUGCCAUCUUCUUACGCAGACCGUUCAUCUGGGACUACCAGCCCUUGUCUCGGCUCGAUGAUUGAGAAUAACAAAUAUGGCUGCUGAGGAGGUCGAGCGUCGCAAAAGAUACCAACAUCAACCGCUCAAGCACCAGAGCUCAAUCCGUCUUGCUCGUCUGCUGCCUGGAACCUUCAACACCCCAGUUUCCAUCCAACUGAUAGAGGUAUCUCUUGAAAAUCCUCCGCCGUACAAAGCCCUGUCCUACGUCUGGGGCUCACCUGUGGGUAACAUUCCAGUGAGCUGUCAUGGCCAAGAGCACUUGAUCACCGAAAACUGCGUCACAGCCCUUCGAAGAAUACGCAGUAAAGUCAGGAAAUGUAUUCUGUGGAUUGAUUCCAUCUGCUCAUAAGUCGAUCGAUACGAAAGGAAAUACCACAGGAACUUGAG
Hyaloscypha bicolor E is the source of this 490-nucleotide messenger RNA. RefSeq lists its product as uncharacterized. Bases 138 to 452 code for a protein of 104 amino acids. The record is from RefSeq and is a predicted model, not a curated record. NCBI's taxonomy places the organism in Eukaryota, Fungi, Ascomycota, Leotiomycetes, Helotiales, Hyaloscyphaceae. The transcript has a single exon.